CUAUGGUUGCGCGGCGGCCGAAAGUAUAAAAAGUGCAAGCAGAACAGACCUCUUGGCUCUUGUUCGUCCAGAUAGCAUGUUUUUAAAAUGGCGUAAACAUAGAGACAUUUACUUCUAAUACAAAGAUUAACUAAAAUUAAACGAAUGUGCAACGAUGAUAAUCCGAAAAAAGAUAUGGCCACGAACUAUCGGCGAUUUGGUGUCGAUGAUCUUCGUGUUGAUCAUAGUGCCUCUUAUGUACUGGUUCGGAUUAUGGAUAGUGCUACCGGCAUUAUACAAGAACGAGAUUCUAUUGUACUCCCUCCAUUUCGUCCUCGGUACUUUCAUCAUGUUGAACAUUGUAGGUAAUUUCACGUACACAGUAUUAUGCGACACCAGCAUCAAGAGGUGCAUAGUGCCUGUAAGCACGGCGGAAGUUGCGGACGGAUGGAGGCUGUGUGCCAUCUGCGAGUGCCUCUCGCCGCCGCGAUCCUGGCACUGCAAUAUCUGCGACACUUGCAUCCUGAAGCGGGAUCACCAUUGCGUGUUCACCGGAUGCUGCGUGGGCUACCACAAUCACAGAUACUUCGUCAUGUUUCUGUGGUAUUUGUUCCUCGGCGCGGCGUAUGCCUUCUCCUACGGCAGUUUUUUCAUCUGGACUAGAAUAUCCUUCGAAUUCCCGAUGUCUAUCAUUAAGAUGGUCUUUCCCGUGGCGAUCUUCUUUUUCGGUUUUGACAGUUCCAUCGAUCAAUUUUACUUAUUGCUGUAUAUCGUGUCAACAGUGGGUACUCUGUAUACUGGAGUGUUGUGCUUUUAUCACUUUAAUUUGAUUCUCAGAGGCAUCGUAGGUCAUGAGAGCAAUAAGAAAGAUUUUACAUACAAUAUGGGUUGGAAGGACAAUGUUAAAGAGGUAUUUGGAGAACGAUGGUAUUUGACAUGGUUGCUUCCUUAUAUUAAAUCACAGUUACCCCAUGAUGGAGUCUCAUGGCAUUAUUUGUGUUCAAAAAAAGAUUGAAAAUCGUUUUGAUUGAGUGUUACAUAAUUUUUUACAAAAAAUUUUACAAAAAUAUCAGUGAUAUUUUAAUUAUUGAGAUAGCAAAAAUUAAUUCAACAGUUGAAUGCAUCUCAUUUUUAACCAGAAAUUAAGGUUAUCAAUUAUCUUGCUAUAGUGUUAACUAUAUAUCAUACAUAAAAUCUUGAACUAUUCUUCAUAACUGCUGUAAAUAAGAAAUUUAUAUCUGUAAUUAAUGGAUAAGAUUAUAUUAUUUUAUUAAAUUGUGUACACAGACCAUUACAGAUAAAUUCUUUCACACUACAUCUAAAGCGCUAUGUAUAUAUUGAUAAUUAUAUAUUAAUAUAAUUAUGUAUAAUAUAUAAAUAUUAAUUGUAUCUCUCUUCUUGUGUGUUUUAAAAUUAGAUAAAUAUAAAAAACUUUCAAAUUUUUUUCUAAUUUUCUUAAUUGUAAUUUUAUUAUUUGAUAAGAGAGGAAAAUCUAAUCACAUUCAGAAGAUGAUUUCAAAAAUGAAAUAUAUCGAGUAUUACUGUGUUUAAACACAGCAAGAAUAUAUAUUUAAUUGUACAUUAUAUUUUAUUAUAAAAAUCUGUAUAAGAAAGAUGAUAACUUAUUAUAAUAUACAUGAAUAAUAAAGAACUAAUUUCUU
This is a messenger RNA of Cataglyphis hispanica, 1640 nucleotides long. Its product is annotated as probable palmitoyltransferase ZDHHC24. Gene Ontology annotation, molecular function: palmitoyltransferase activity. The record is from RefSeq and is a predicted model, not a curated record. NCBI's taxonomy places the organism in Eukaryota, Metazoa, Arthropoda, Insecta, Hymenoptera, Formicidae. The transcript has a single exon. Bases 155 to 994 code for a protein of 279 amino acids.